AAUAAAAAAAUUGAUUUCUCCAUUGUUAAAGUCGCAGGUGUUUCUUCAAAAAAAUAGAAAUAACCGUGUUAUCAAAGUCUAAUCAGUGUUGUUAAAUUUGCAGUUUAUAAAAUGGGUGACGGCCAAAGUGAAAAUCAACCCCUAUUAGGGGAUGAGGAGGAGGUGAAUGUGGUGAGCACGAUAUCGCCGAUCGGUCCCGACGAGCUCCCUCCGCCUUACCAGCAAGCGGGAAUGCCCUUGGUGACGUGCCGCGUAUGCCAGGCGUUAAUCGAUAUAUCCGGGAAGCGGGAGCAACACGUCGUGAAAUGCGUCGCGUGCAACGAAGCCACGCCUAUAAGGAACGCGCCACCAGGCAAAAAGUACGUGCGAUGCCCGUGCAACUGCUUGCUGAUAUGCAAGUCGUCAUCACAGCGCAUCGCGUGCCCGCGCGCAGACUGCAAGCGCAUCAUCAACCUGGCGCCCUCGCCCGUCACGCCGCCCGUGCCCACGCUGCCGGGCAUGUGCCGCGUCGUGUGUGCGCACUGCCAGGACACAUUCUUGUACCAGUUGCUGAAGAACGCGCCGGUGCGAUGUCCGCACUGCCGUAAGGUGUCGUCGGUAGGCCCGCGCAUGGCGCGCCUGCGCGGCUGCAUCUUCGCCGUGCUUGCGCUCAUCGUGCUCGCCAUCGCGCUCGGCGUCACGCUCGGCACGCUCGCCGCCGCCAAAAGCCACGGCACCGGGAUAUAUGUAGCCUACGUCGGCGCUUUCCUACUCGCCUUCGUCCUGUUCAGUCGAGCCGUGUACUACUUUGCCAUGAAAGUCAGCACCAUCGAGGGCCCCAUGUAGAACUCGCACUGAGCGUGAUGAAUUUGUGAUAACC
Molecule: messenger RNA, 859 nt
Organism: Cydia amplana
Lineage: Eukaryota; Metazoa; Arthropoda; Insecta; Lepidoptera; Tortricidae
Product: type 2 phosphatidylinositol 4,5-bisphosphate 4-phosphatase
Exons: 4
Coding region: 112-825 (237 amino acids)
Biological process (GO): phosphatidylinositol dephosphorylation
Cellular component (GO): late endosome membrane; phagocytic vesicle membrane; lysosomal membrane
Molecular function (GO): phosphatidylinositol-4,5-bisphosphate 4-phosphatase activity
Source: RefSeq, a predicted model, not a curated record